UGCGUCACAGGACGCGCAAAGAGGGGAGGAGAACCGGGGGCAGACAGAGCAGCGGCUCCUCUAGAGGCAGCAGGACCACCGAUUGUUCUCACGCAGACAAGGCCUGAAACGAUUGAUUUCUGAGCAGUGCUGACAACCACAUCCAAACAUGGAGUUCAGAGGCACAAUAUCAGACGCUCCGGACUUUGAUCCAACUGCUGAUGCUGAGACUCUUUACAACGCCAUGAAAGGCCUCGGCAGCGACAAAGAAACCAUCCUGGACCUGAUCACCUCUCGAAGCAACGCUCAGAGGCAGGAAGUCAUUUCAGCUUACAAAUGCAGUUUUGGACAGGAUCUGAUUGAAGAUCUGAAAUAUGAGCUCACGGGGAAAUUUGAGCGUCUCAUCGUGAGCCUGAUGAGAACCCCGGCUUACCACGAUGCCAAGGAGAUCCACGAUGCAGUCAAAGGAAUGGGAACAAAUGAGAGAUGUCUGAUUGAGAUCCUGGCAUCUAGAAACAACCAACAGAUCCACGACAUGGUUGCAGCUUACAAGGAUGCCUACGACAGGGACAUAGAGGACGAUAUUACAGCGGACACCUCAGGUCACUUUAAGAAGAUGCUCAUUGUUCUGCUUCAGGGGACCAGAGAUGAGUCCGGGGUGGUCGAUGCGGACUUGGUGCAGCAGGACGCACAAGCCCUGUAUGCAGCAGGGGAGGAACAGUGGGGGACGGACGAGGCCAAAUUCAUCUUGAUCCUGGGAAACCGCAGCGUGACGCACCUCCGUAUGGUAUUUGAUGAAUAUGAGAAGAUUGCGGAGGUGUCCAUCGAGGACAGCAUAAAGAGUGAGCUGUCUGGAGACUUUGAGAGGCUGAUGCUGGCUGUAGUGCAUUGCAUCAGGAGCGUUCCCAUGUUCUUUGCCAAGCGCCUCUACAAGUCCAUGAAGGGUCUUGGCACAGCUGACAACACUCUGAUCCGGAUCAUGAUUUCUCGCUCUGAAAUCGACAUGUUGGACAUCCGAGAGUGCUUCCGUCUCCUGUACGAGAAGUCGCUCUACAACAUGAUCAAGGAUGACACAUCAGGAGAUUAUAAGAGGACUCUGCUCCAUCUGUGCGGAGGAGACGAUGACUUAGCUGGAGAGUUCUUCCCUGAAGCGGCUCAGAUAGCCUACAAGAUGUGGGAGUUAAGUGCCAUGACCAAAGUUCAGUUCAGGCCCACAGUUCGUCCUGCUUCUGGUUUUGACCCUGCAGCCGACGCACAAGCUCUAAGAAAAGCUAUGAAGGGGUUUGGAACAGAUGAAGAUGCCAUCAUUGAAAUCGUUGCAAACAGAAGCAACGCCCAGAGGCAGGAGAUCCGACAGGCCUUCAAGUCGCAGCUGGGGAGGGAUCUGAUGAAGGACCUGAAGUCUGAGCUGUCCAGGAACUUGGAGAGGCUGAUUAUUGGGCUCAUGUUGACCCCAGCUGAGUUUGAUGCCAAAAUGAUGAGGAAGGCAAUGGAGGGUGCAGGGACAGAUGAGCACGCUCUGAUUGAGAUCCUGGUUUCCAGGAGCAACGAGCAGAUCCAAGCCGUGAACGCAGCCUAUCAGGACGCCUAUAAGAAGACUCUGGAGGAAGCUCUGCAGUCAGACACAUCGGGCCACUUCUGCCGCAUCCUGGUUUCCCUCGUGCAGGGUGCCAGAGAGGAGGGCCCUGCAGAUGUGGAAAGAGCCUGCGAAGAUGCUCAGGAACUGGCGGACGCGUGCAACGCAGACUCUGACGACAUGGAGAUGAAGUUUAUGAGUAUUCUGUGCACCAGGAGCUUCCCCCAUCUCAGGAAAGUGUUCCAGGAGUUCGUCAGAUGCUCCAACAAGGACAUUGAACAGAUUAUCAAGAAGCACAUGUCGGGAGACGUGAAAAAUGCCUUUUAUGCAAUAGUUCGCAGCGUGAAGAACCAGCCGUCUUAUUUUGCAGACCGUCUCUAUAAAGCUAUGAAGGGUCUCGGUACAGACGACAGGGCGCUGAUCCGCAUCAUGGUGACCCGGAGUGAAAUCGAUCUUUUCAACAUCCGUAAAGAGUUUAAGGAAACGCACGACGCCUCCCUCCAUGAAUUCAUCCAGGUAGAGACUGCGAUUAGCGACACCUCAGGAGACUACCGUAAAACCCUGCUGAUUCUCUGCGGAGGGGAAGAUUAAACCUCUGGCUUCAGUGACCACAAAAUCAAGCCCGCUCACGGAGUCAAAGCAGGUGUGGUUCAACCCCCCCAGCCAAAUGAAGCGACCCCCUGUAUGAUGACCUCUCAGCACCAUGAGCCAGCUUUCUGCUUUCAGAUUUACUUUCCCUGUCUGGCGAUAGGAUGCGUGUCUUUUUUACCGUGUCACAUGUAAAAUGAAGUUUUUCUCGUAGCACAGAAAUAUGCUUCACAUGUACAUUAGCAGGUGUUAAAGCAGUGCCUUUACAUCAUCACCCGCCCAGAGAGUAGGCCUAUUGUGAUAUUAAAAUAU
Messenger RNA from Nematolebias whitei (Rio pearlfish), 2455 nucleotides. It is a transcript of the gene anxa6, whose product is annotated as annexin A6. The transcript has 25 exons. Lineage: Eukaryota; Metazoa; Chordata; Actinopteri; Cyprinodontiformes; Rivulidae. Gene Ontology annotation, cellular component: focal adhesion; cytoplasm. The record is from RefSeq and is a predicted model, not a curated record. Gene Ontology annotation, biological process: regulation of muscle contraction; plasma membrane repair; mitochondrial calcium ion homeostasis. Gene Ontology annotation, molecular function: cholesterol binding; chondroitin sulfate binding; actin filament binding. The coding region runs from base 149 to 2146 and encodes 665 amino acids.